GCCGAGGAGGCGUUGGCAGCGGGCUCGAACCCACGCGGCGCUGCGGCCCGCCUGGCCUGCCACGCUCCCAUCCCCCGGCGCAGCGGCACGAUGCCCUUUGACUUCAGGAGGUUUGACAUCUACAGGAAGGUACCCAAGGAUCUGACGCAGCCAACCUACACUGGGGCCAUCAUCUCCAUCUGCUGUUGCCUCUUCAUCCUCUUCCUCUUCCUGUCGGAACUCACUGGAUUCGUCACGACAGAAGUUGUGAAUGAGCUCUACGUUGAUGACCCAGACAAGGACAGCGGAGGCAAAAUUGACGUCAAUCUGAACAUCAGUUUACCCAAUUUGCACUGUGAAUUGGUUGGGCUCGACAUCCAAGAUGAGAUGGGCAGACAUGAAGUGGGCCACAUCGACAACUCCAUGAAGAUUCCCCUGAACAAUGGGGCAGGCUGCCGCUUCGAAGGCCAGUUCAGCAUCAACAAGGUCCCUGGCAACUUCCACGUGUCCACACACAGUGCCACGGCCCAGCCACAGAACCCAGACAUGACGCAUAUCAUCCACAAGCUGUCCUUUGGGGAUACACUCCAGGUCCAAAACGUGCACGGAGCUUUCAACGCCCUCGGGGGAGCAGACAGACUCUCCUCCAACCCCCUGGCCUCCCACGACUACAUCUUGAAGAUCGUGCCCACAGUGUUCGAGGACAAGAGUGGCAAGCAGCAGUAUUCUUACCAGUACACGGUGGCCAACAAGGAAUACGUAGCCUACAGCCACACGGGCCGCAUCAUCCCUGCCAUCUGGUUCCGCUAUGACCUCAGCCCCAUCACGGUCAAGUACACAGAGAGACGGCAGCCGCUCUACAGGUUCAUCACCACGAUCUGUGCCAUCAUUGGUGGGACCUUCACCGUCGCCGGCAUCCUGGACUCCUGCAUCUUCACAGCCUCCGAGGCCUGGAAGAAGAUCCAACUGGGCAAGAUGCAUUGACAUCCCACCUGACCCAGUGGUCCAGUGCCCGGGGACACUGCUAGCCCUGCCUCCAGCACCCUGUCUCCUUCUGCCCUCUUUCUGGUCCGGUGUGCAAGGGUGUGUGAGGGGUGGCUCAAGAUUUCACAGCUACCUCUUUCCCCACGUUUGGUUUUUGAUAAAUUACACCGCCUGAAGUUGUGCUGUUCCUUUUCCUGCAGAGUCAAGACCAGGGUCAGGCAAAAAGGAUGUUGGGGCCCCCUCCUGGGAAGCUGCUGUCCCUUUUCUCUUAGGGGAAAAAAAAAGCCCAGGGACCAGUUCCCAGCCAGGCUUUGACAAUCUCCCACCCCGACUGUUUGGACACACUACCUGCUUGUUUUCCUCCCAGGUACUUAGCCUGGCCUUUCAGCCUUGGGAUCAGGCUCCCCAAAGAUCAUUGCUGCCUGGUGCUCUUAGCCCAGGAUGGUAAUUUCCAGUCGAGCCCCUGGUUUGGGCACUAUAGCUGAAACUCAAUUCUACCCCGUCCUUCUUGAGCCUAGAGCCCAAACUUCUUAUCUUUUGUCGCUGCUCCUGCCUUGGUCUAACAAGAAACAGACGUGGCGUUGCUUGGUAGCGACUCGGAUCCGCCCACCAGUCGUGACGCAGGUCCCCGGUGCCCCUUCCUCUGUUGUCCUUGUUCCUCUGAAUCCCGCACCAAUGUGCCUCGGCCACUGGGCUGUGUGGCAACAGCAUCUCUUGGUGAAGGGGUUGGUCCCCACUGCCAAGUCCCCCUCCCCCACCGUGGCUACACUCUGCAGUGGCCAGGGGUGGGACUGUGUGACUGAGAAGUCAACCUUGUAGGACCACAUCGACACAAUCCGUGCACUUACGUUCAGGUGGCAAGCAGCCUUCCUUGCAACACCACCAUGCCUUGGCCUCUCUCAGACAGCCACCAUGGGUCCCAGGGCCUUAGCUGGGGGAAGCAAAGGGGGCCGACACUUCUCCUCUUUGGGUGCAGGCUCUUGGAGGGGGACUUGUGUGCCAAGAAUUUCCAGCCUCUGCAGCCCAGCUGGGGGCUUGCCCUGCCAUUGAGUUCCUCUAUUGACUUGAGUGCAUACCGAGUCAUUCCCAGCCCCCCUGGGGGCUCCUCCAAUGUCUCCCACUUGCUCCUAAGGCGGGUCCUUUCCCACUUCCUCCAUUCCCUUUUCAUCCUGAGAGAGAGAGCCAUGAUCCAGGCAUGAAUUCCACCCAGGGAAUUUUAGCUAUGCCCUUGUGUCCCAGGGACAGGGCCACUUGCCUGUGUCCAAUUUAUAUCAAGACUGUUUGCAUACUUUUGUAUUGAGGGGGACUUUCAGGAGAGGGAUUGUUUUUCUUAAUGAUCUCAAUGGAUAGAUAGAUAGCUCAAGUCCCUGUCAUUUGGGAGCUCUGAGUUCCAGUUAGCAAAGCUUCCCCUUUCGCCUAUGCGUUGAAUGAUGUUGUGUACGUAAACUGCCUCUGGUUAUUUCUGAUAAUCUGUAGCCACUUGGGUGGAUUUUUUUUUAAAACAUUCUGUUCCCCAGUUACAGCUUGGCGAGUGAAUAUGGGCACUUGUGGAGGGCGGGGCAGGGAGGGACAGGGCAUAUGUGGCGUGCACAUGAGUUGUAAUUCCACUUUGAUGCAUUUUAAAAAAAAUACUCUGAGGACACUGGAGAUGUCAGUUUCCCAUGGAAGAGACACCUCUGACCUGAUAUUCUUGUAAACAAAAUAUUGAGGGAAAAAUAUGUUUUUAGUUCUUUCCCCACGCAUUGGGUUCAAAUAGAUUAUUAAAAGUCUGAUUUUUGGAA
Messenger RNA from Jaculus jaculus (lesser Egyptian jerboa), 2744 nucleotides. RefSeq names its product endoplasmic reticulum-golgi intermediate compartment 1 (gene Ergic1). The record is from RefSeq and is a predicted model, not a curated record. The coding region runs from base 91 to 963 and encodes 290 amino acids. NCBI's taxonomy places the organism in Eukaryota, Metazoa, Chordata, Mammalia, Rodentia, Dipodidae. Gene Ontology annotation, biological process: retrograde vesicle-mediated transport, Golgi to endoplasmic reticulum; endoplasmic reticulum to Golgi vesicle-mediated transport. Gene Ontology annotation, cellular component: endoplasmic reticulum membrane; endoplasmic reticulum; COPII-coated ER to Golgi transport vesicle. The transcript is spliced from 10 exons.